GAGAAGUUUUUGAGAUUUACAGCAGCAGAGAGACAGUCUUGCUUCGGUCUUGAAAAGCAGUCAGGACGAGAGCCAAAGUGAUUGGCUGAGGAAGCAGAGGGAGUGUUUCAGGGCAGUAAGGCGUCUCGAGGACGUCUUGCAGAGGAGUGGACAAAGAGGCAGAGCAAUGCACGCUGUCUGGAUUGGCUGUGGUGAGAGUGUGUCUUGUGUGUUUAAGAUCUUGUGAGGAAGCAGAGAAGAGAAAUCUGAGUGUGCACAAGGAAGGGGAGUGCUGGUAGGAAGGAGAGGUGAAGAAGAGGACAAGAAGGGAAGAGGGCGAGUCAGAGGGUAAAGAGCGGAGCAAGGGAAAGGAGGUGAGGACAAGAGGGUGAGAGAGAAGUUUCUUUGUGGCUGAGGAAGAGCUGACGAGGGAGAAAGAGAAGAAAACAAAGAGGGGAGGGUGAGAAAUAUUGUGGGCUGAAGAUUGACAGGAUUAAUGAGAGGGAGAGUAACAAGUGACUUAACAAGUUUCUGCCACCAGCUGAACCAAAGACAGAAAUACUCAUUGAGAGGUUAGUGACACAAUCUGGUGGGUUGUUUUUUGUUUUUUUUUUUGUUUGCGUGCUCCUCCUUCUCCCUCUUCCUCCUCCUCUUCUUCAUGCUGUUGUUGGCCUUAACUGGCGGCGGGUCACUGGGGCGCCACUACAUCGCCAUGUUCGAGGCCACGCAGAACGUCACGCUCAAGCCUACAGAGUCCUGGAGGGAAGCGCUGCUGGACACACGCGUCAUGGACCUCUUCUUCACAGUACACAGGAAGAUUCGGGAGGACUCGGACAUGGCCCAGGACUCCCUGCAGUGCCUGGCCCAGCUGGCCUCCAUGCAUGGGCCCAUCUUCCCCGACGAGAGCGCCCAGGUCUCCUACCUGGCCCACCUGGUGGAGGGCCUGCUCAGCAUGAUUAACGGGAUUGAAAUUGAGGAUUCAGAAGCGGUGGGCAUCUCCAAUAUAAUUUCCAAUCUGAUCACCAUGUUCCCUCGAAGUACUCUAACGGCGCUGCCCAGCGACCUCUUCACCUCCUUCAUCAACUGCCUCACGCUGCUCACCUGCUCGUUUGGACGCAGCGCCGCCCUCGAGGAGGUGCUGGAUAAGGACGACAUGGUUUACAUGGAGGCGUACGACAAGCUGCUGGAGUCGUGGUUGACACUCGUCCAGGACGAGGAGCAUUUUCCUCGCGGCUGCUUCGUCCAGCCGGCGAUCCAGGUCUUCAACUCGUACAUCCAGUGUCACUUAGCUGCUCCUGACGGCACCCGGAACCUGUCAGUGAACGGCAUAUCGUCUCAUGAAGAAGAAGAGAUCAACGAGCUGCAGGAAGACGACAGAGAGCUGUUCUCAGAUCAGCUGUCCAGUAUCGGCAUGCUGGGACGUGUGGCUGCUGACCACUGUAUCCCUCUGCUCACAAGCCUCCUGGAGGACCGCGUGACACGGCUGCACGGUCAGCUCCAGAGGACGCAGCAGCACCUCAUGGCCACAUCUGACCCCGGAUCAAUGGACCGAAAAGUCCUGGACGACCUCUAUGAGGACAUCCACUGGCUCAUACUGGUCUCAGGGUAUUUAUUAGCAGAUGACCCUCAGGGUGAAACCCCGCUGAUCCCCUCAGAGGUGAUGGAGUUCUCCAUCAAACACUCGACAGAAGUGGACAUCAACACGACGCUGCAGAUCCUCGGCUCGCCGGGGGAGAAGGCCUCGUCCAUACCGGGCUGCAACCGCACAGACUCAGUCAUCAGGUUGCUGUCAGCGGUGUUGCGGACGUCAGAGGUCGAGUCCAGGGCAACAAGGGCGAGUCUGACGGAGCUGCUGAGCCCACAGAUGGGAAAAGACAUCGUGUGGUUCCUCAGACGCUGGGCGAAGACGUACCUGCUGGUGGACGAGAAGCUCUACGAGCAGAUCAGCAUCCCUCUGAGCACAGCGUUCGGAGCAGACACAGAGGGGGCCCAGUGGAUUGUGGGAUAUCUUCUGGAGAAGGUGAUCAACAACCUGUCGGUGUGGAGCUCAGAGGCUGAGCUGGCCAACGAUACCGUGGAGCUGCUGGUGACGCUGGUGGAGAGGAGGGAGAGGGCGAACAUCGUGGUGCAGUGUGAGAGCUGGUGGAACCUGGCGAAGCAGUUUGCCAGCCGCAGCCCGCCGCUCCACCUGCUGUCCAGCUCCGUGCAGAGGACGCUGAUGAAAGCUCUGGUCCUCGGAGGCUUCGCUCACAUGGACUCUGACGCCAAACAGCAAUACUGGGCGGAGGUGCUUCACCCUCUGCAGCAGCGUUUCCUCAACCUCAUCAACCAGGAGAACUUCGCUCAGAUCAGCCAGGAGGAAGCCGUCAAACAGGAAAUCGUCGCCACAUUGGAGGCGCUGUGCGGCAUCGCAGAGGCGACGCAGAUCGACAACGUGGCCUCGCUCUUCUCGUUCCUCAUGGACUUCCUGUCCAGCUGCAUCGGCCUCAUGGAGGUCUACAGCAACACGCCGGAGACGAUCAACCUCAUCAUCGAGGUGUUUGUGGAAGUGGCUCACAAGCAGAUCUGUUACCUCGGAGAGACGAAGUCCAUGAAGCUGUACGAGGCGUGUCUGACGCUGCUGCAGGUCUACUCCAAAAACAACCAGACCAGGAAACGAGGCGACGCCACAGCGGAGGAGGACCAGUACCAGGACCUGCUGCUCAUCAUGGAGCUGCUCACAAACCUGCUCUCCAAAGAGUUCAUCGACUUCAGCGACACCGACGAGGUGUUUCGAAACCAAGACCAGGGCACGCCGGCGUCCAGUCGGACCGUUUCUGCAGCAGAUGUGGUUCUCUACGGCGUCAACAUCGUUCUCCCGCUCAUGUCUCAGGACCUGCUCAAGUUCCCCUCCCUGUGUAACCAGUACUACAAGCUCAUCACCUUCAUCUGUGAGAUCUUUCCAGAAAAGAUCCCACAGCUGCCAGAAGACCUCUUCAAAAGCCUCAUGUUCUCCCUGGAGCUGGGAAUGACCUCGAUGAGCUCUGAGAUCAGCCAGCUGUGUUUGGAGGCUUUGUCUCCUCUGGCUGAGCAGUGUGCUAAAAACCAGGAGAAGGACACGCCUCUCUUCAUCGCCACCCGUCACUUCCUUAAGUUGGUGUUUGACAUGCUGGUCCUGCAAAAACACAACACAGAGAUGACGGUGGCGGCAGGAGAAGCCCUCUACACACUCGUGUGCCUGCAUCAGGUGGAGUACUCGGAGCUGGUGGAGACCCUCCUCUCCUCGCAGAGAGACGCCGUCAUCUACCAGCGGCUGGCCGACGCCUUCAACAAGCUGACGGCCAGCAGCACGCCGCCCACCAUGGACCGCAAGCAGAAGGUCGCCUUCCUUAAGAGCCUGGAGGAGUUUGUGGCCAACGUGGGCGGCCUUCUCUGCGUGAAAUAACCACUGGAAACUCCCAUCUCGGAUCAUGUUUUUUUUUUUUUUUUUUUUUAAAGCAACCAAUCAAAAGACGCCCAGAUUCGUCCCUAAGAACUAUGGGUAGACGAGGCAGCUGGAGGCGCUCUCUGUCUCUCUGCCCGCUGAGGGAUCCAUCUCAUACCUGAAUGUUUACCCCGUUUUCACCUCUGGAUUUUUUUUCUUUUUUUUUUUUUUUUUUAUCCUCCCCGCCCCUACAGCAUGAUUGACAGACCUGAUGAAAUGAUGAUGGUGUGGUUACCAUGGAGACUGAACUGCAGAGCAGACGGACUCAGUCUGAGGAUCCUGUUGACUGAUGUGACGAAGUUUUGACCAUCAUGACGACGAGAGGUGGCGGAGCAGCGGCGGCGAAUGUUGACGGCGUUCUCUUCAGCCUCCGCCUCCACCUCAUGUACCUUGAGGCCACAAACACACAUACACACACACACACACACACAGAGUGACAUCGAGGUUAAACAAGUUGCAGUUUUUGGAAAUUGAAGGAGAAUAUUUUUUCCAGUGUGAGGUUUUGUAGUUGAAAGUAUUAGAGGGGCCAUUUCAUUUCAAGAAUGCCAUUACGAGAAAACACACAUAUAUACACACACACACACACACUCACACACGCUGCCCCAAUCCUUCCCAGAGUGCCUUUGUUUUGUUGAUUGUUCUGUGUGUGCGGUUUUAUUUUGUCAUGCAUCAACUGACAACAAACUGUGCCUGCCAUUCGCCAAGAAAACAGCGGAUGCACACACACACUCAAAAAAUGCACACACACACACACACACACACACACACGAGAUGUUGCCGACUGUCUUUGGGGUCGCUGAACGGCGCAGCACAGGAGGGCAUUUGUUUAUUUGUUGGCAAUGACAGAAAACCAAAAUCAGAUUCACUAAAGGGUGUAAAUAUAUAUAUAUAUAAUGUUUUCAAAUCAGAAACCACGAGAAAUGUUUGUUCAAAGACAAAAAAAAAAAAGAAACAUGACUGAAAUGUUUUUAUAUGCCGGCGUUCGGCAGGAAGAGUUGAGUUCAACCUUGUAUGAAUUCAGAUAAAGAGGGAGUAACUCGGUUUUUGCGGUUUGAUAUUUUUUCUCUAUUUGGAUCGUAGAUUUCUCUCCCGCCGGGACACUUGAAGGCUCGGGGCCUCUAAAGUUUAGCAGAUUUAAUUUCAGUAGUAUUUUUCUACAGCAGCGCAUCACUCUUCAACACACACUGGAUCGAAGCGGAGACUGUUUGAGCUGAUGGACAGCAAUAACAAACCAAAUAAAAAGGAGCAGAGCCACUUUGUUGAAGCAUUACGUCGGAGACCUCCUCGUUCAGAGCACUAUCCUGGUUAUGUAGAAUGGCUGUUUUGUUAAUGAAGUGUAAAAGUGUACAUAAAGUUAUUGUAUAAAA
Messenger RNA from Plectropomus leopardus (leopard coralgrouper), 4809 nucleotides. The record is from RefSeq and is a predicted model, not a curated record. NCBI's taxonomy places the organism in Eukaryota, Metazoa, Chordata, Actinopteri, Perciformes, Serranidae.